AUGUUUCAUACGUGUUUAAAGUCGAUCAUCUUCUUCAGUAUAUUAUUAUUUGCUUCAUUAUUAUCAUUAUGUAUAUUAUAUCCUAUUCUUUGGCUAUUAAUCACUAGAGAAACACGUUUAAAUCCAGGAUCAACUAUAUACACUGAAUGGUCAGAACCUUCAAUACCUAUUUAUAUACAAUUUUAUUUUUUUAAUUUAACAAAUCCAAUUGAAUUUCAAUCUGGUCAUAAACCUCAUCUUAAACAAUUAGGACCAUAUACAUAUCUUGAAAAAUGUAUGAAAUUCAAUAUUACACAAAUAAAUGAAACAAUUACUUAUCAAGAAAUAAAAUGGUAUUAUUUUGUUCCAAAUUUAUCAAAUGGUACAGAAAAUGAUAUGAUCACAACUAUAAAUCUUGCUUAUAUAACCAUAGCAACUAAAUUCAAUGAGUUGCCAUGGUUACUAAGUAGAAUUAUUGAAGAAAUUGAAAAACAUUUUCAUGAAUAUUUAUUCAUUAAAAAAUCUAUUAAACAAUUAUUAUGGGGUUAUAAUGAUGAAUUAUUAACAUUUAUAUCAAAUUAUUUUAUGAAUAUCACAACAACUAUUGGUUUAUUCAUUAAUAAGAAUAAUACAUUCAGUGAUUCUAUUACAAUUAAUAAUGGUUUAUAUAAUCAUAAACUGAUUGGUGAAAUUAUUAAAUAUAAUGGAAAGAAUAAAUUAUCUUAUUGGAAAACAUCUACAGCGAAUAUGAUUAAUGGUACUGAUGGUUCAUUAUUUCAUACCUUUUUAACUAUAAAUGAUAAUCCUUAUAUAUUUGCAUCAGAUAUAUGUCGAUCUAUACAAUUUACUAUAGAUUCUAUAGUGAAAUUCAAUCAUUUACCAGUUUUCAAAUUUAUUCCCAUGUUAGAUACAUUUAAAUCACCGAAAUAUUAUGAAAAAAAUAAAGGAUUUUGUUUAGAUUGGCCUAAUUGUUAUGAUGAUGGUGUAUUAGAUAUGUCAUCAUGUCAACCUGGUAUACCAAUUGCUGUAUCACAACCACAUUUUCUUAAUGCUAAUCAAUCUUAUCAGAAUGCUAUUGAUGGAUUAUAUCCAACAGAUGAGCUCAAUACAAUGAUUUAUAUAGAACCAUAUACUGGUUAUGUUAUUAAAGCGGAAAAAAAACUUCAAAUGAAUAUCUUUAUUAAAAAUAAUCAAAAUUUUCAACAACUUGAAAAUAUUUCCAACAUUUUAUUACCAAUUAUGUUUAUUAAUGAAUCGAUUGAAUUAAAUCAUACAGUAAUCAAUCAAUUACAUAAUAUAUUAAUACAAAACCCAUACAUAGCAACAAUUAUAUUAUUGAUUAUGAUUACAUCAUUUAUAUUGAUUAUAGGUUUUAUUAUUUCAUUAUAUUUUUAUCAAACUAAUAGAAAUCCCCCUGUGUAUACACGAUAUAUUAAUGAUGAAGAUAAUAAUCAGGAAUAUGUACAAACGAAUAGUACUUCUGUAGAGAAUAUACAAAGUAAACAAGAAGAGGAAAAACAAGAAGAAGAAGAAGAAGAAGAAGAAGAAGAACACCAACGACAACGAGAAGAGGAACGAAUAACAAUAGCGAAUAAUCAACAAAAUCUUGUAGUUUAAUCCAUUUAUUUUAAUGAUAUUCUAAAUAUGAUUGAAUGAAGCACAGGAUAGAUUUGAUCUGAUUUGAUUGUUUAAAUGUUAUAUAUAUAUGUAUACAUCAAUAUAUAUUUGCUUGAUGAUUUUAAUUAGUCUAUCUUGAAGAAGUUGGAACCAGUUCUGAUGGAUAGAAUGAACAAAAUCCUGUAACAUGAUUGAUCCUUCUAAUGAUUUCAAAUAAUAAAGAGAUUCUAAAUAUAAUUGAAUGAAGCACAGGAUAGAUUUGAUCUAAUUUGAUUAUGAAAAUUUUAUAUAUAUAUAUAUAUAUAUUUAAUGAUUUUGACUGUUCUAUCCUGAAGAAGUUCAGACUAGUUCUAAUGGACGAAAUCAACAAAAUUCUAUAGCUUGAUUAAUCCAUUUAAUGAUAUCAAAAUAAUAAACAUCGUCAAUGUCAUUGAUAUGUUAUCAUAUUUUUCAUUCAUUUAAAUUUGAUUAUUCCAUAUUCUUUUUAUAAUAUGGAUUUAUAUAAAUAAAUAGUCAAUGGAUAUAAACAGUUAUUUAUACAAUUGCCCAUUUAUAUUUCAUAUUCUUGUUUCUGUUUGUUUGUUUGUUU
Messenger RNA from Schistosoma bovis, 2185 nucleotides. NCBI's taxonomy places the organism in Eukaryota, Metazoa, Platyhelminthes, Trematoda, Strigeidida, Schistosomatidae. The record is from the annotation of a GenBank genome assembly.